Manduca sexta (tobacco hornworm) is the source of this 2516-nucleotide messenger RNA. RefSeq lists its product as uncharacterized. The transcript has 8 exons. The record is from RefSeq and is a predicted model, not a curated record. Lineage: Eukaryota; Metazoa; Arthropoda; Insecta; Lepidoptera; Sphingidae. The coding region runs from base 522 to 2516 and encodes 664 amino acids.
AAUAAUUCUAAGAAAUUGUAUUUUAUGGAAGACGGGCUCAAUGGACUUGUUUCCAGAGACGUAAUAAAUAAAUAAAAAAAAAACAAAAAGAUUCUCUCUGUCUCUAACCACUGUAGUCCCGAUGGAGAUAAAGAGGCGGGAAAAUUUUAAGUUCAUUGCCGACAUUUUAGUUUGUAAAUAUUAGUCAAUAAUAUAAGAAUGAUGCUGCGUCAGGAAAUUAAAGAUAUGUUACAAACUUUAAAAGCUUGCGACCGAGGCCAAAAACGUUUUCUAUUAAAGGUAAUAUUUUAUACUUUGCUAUAAUAAUAGACCAAAGAAAUUUUGAAUAUUAUAAUAUUAUGUAAUUAUAAUGUAAUAAAAAUUCUAGCAUGUAUGGAAAAUAUUAGCGUUUCGUUUCACUUACUUUCUUGGAAGAAUUUUUAGCUUGAUUGGGAUUUAAAUGGAGUAAGAGCUUAAAUAAAUAUCUACUUCAAUAUGGGUUUCGUACCUACCUACGUACUGACGAAAUAACAAAUUGGAUAAUGGAAUAUCUAACAAUUUUAUUUCAGAAACUGGCAUCUAGCAUUCAAUGUUCUAAUACGGAAAACUUACAAAUGUUAUUAGAUUUUAUAAACACAUUAUACGACAUAGAACUACAAAUAAAAUUAUUUUCUAUUCUUUCUUAUUAUUUGAUAAAUAAGGAUACAUACAUUAAUAUCUUUGUCACAUGUAACCCCUUAUACGGUGCUAUAGACCGUGUUAUUUCAAAAAAUCUACCUCAUAAAACUUCAGUAGUUAUAAACUUCUUGACUAUAUUACUCCAAGGCGACUUUAUUGAGAACUAUACUUGGAGAAGAAACAAUUUAUACGUGCAUGCACAAACUCAGAUCCGAGUCAGUGGAUGCUUGGCAAGCAUGGCAGAAAUGUUCAUUAAUGGCAUGGUGUACCAAGACACGUGGAGGGCACUUUGUCGAUGCCUCGUUGAGACUUGUAAUGACUCCAAACAAAAUCAAAAUUUCUGUACUUAUCUCAUUCCUAAGUGCGUCAAACUAUGUAAUCUAAGGAAUAUGGAGACAUUUCCAGUGUUGGAAAGCUUGAUUUAUAAAAAUAUACGGAAUACACAGUUGUUCUUAGAAUGUGAUGGAAUGUCUUUAUUUAAAAGAGAAUUACUUCAAUACGAAAGCAGUUUGCAUCUGUUGAAUUCAGUUGUUGAGACUUCUAUUGAAGCUACCAUGGUUGCACAGGAUAUGAGUAUUUUACAGCACGUGCACGACUUACUGCGUUCAUGCGGACCUUAUACACCGACAGGAGACUGGGCGACCAUAAUCUUAUAUAAUGCUAAUAUUAAACUUAAAGAAUACGACAUUGAAACCACUGGAAAUAAACAAACUAAACAUAAUGCAAUGAGUAAAACCGUAACAAGUCCUAAUUUUCAAAUAGUUGAUGAUGUUAAUGACUCAAUGCUGUUUAAAAAUAUAAAUGAAGUUGUUCAGUGGCAUGCAAAAGAGGAAAAUAUGUUUAAUAAUAUUUUUAUGAAAAAUAAACAUCAACGCCCAAGUACGCGCUGGAACAUGGACAUGAAACAAUUCGACGAGAGACCGCAGCAUUACGGUUUCAUCAAUGAUGAAACAGUAAAAAAAUCUGUCCGUGCUCAACGAACCAGACCAAGCGACGAAUUAUCGUUUUCUUUUUUAAAAAACCAUUUCCGAGAUAGCAAUAAAUACAUGCUAAGUGACAGACACGAAAUUACAAAAAAAAGCUAUAAAGUUAGUGAAAAUUGUGCAAAGACACAGAAUGAUGAAUAUGUUGAGAUUAGCUUCACAAAUACGCCUAUUGUCACGACACAAACAGCCAGUCAAUUAGAUAUUAGUAAAUUUUAUAAAGAAUGUGAAAAUAAUAGCAGUCUUGUAGAUUUAAAAAAAUUUAAGCCGACUUUUGUGUCUACCCCAAAACAAAUAAAAAGCAAAUUGGAAAAGAUUCAGGGCAGUAAGAAAAUUAAUAAUGUUAAAAAAAGAAAAUUCAUGAAGAGUUAUAACUCCACAGUGGCCAGAAAAAAAGGAAUAGAUAUAUCCUUACAACAAAGAUCAAUUAAAGCGAGGAUAUUCAACGCUAUCAAUAAUUCAUGUACUGCCGUAAUAAAUUCCGUAACGAAUAUAUUUAAACCAAAAAAUGUUGAUCAUACUAUAAAAAAUUCAAAUUCUAAGGUAAAAGAUAAUGAUUUGGCCACAUGUUCCUAUAGUUUUACCGAAUACAUGCGUAAGAGAGACGCUGUAUCAGAUGCCAGAAUUGCUCCUCCGAAUGUGGAAGAAAACUUACACGUUGAACCAGACUCGUGCAGAUCAUGUAAUAGCACGGAAGCCUUGAAACUUAAAAUGAUAAACGAUACAGUUUUAAAAGACACUGUUAGAAAACUCAAAGUAGGCAUCAACAUGCAUGGAUGUGACUUUAAGAAAAUUUCAAAUAUUAUGUGGCCACAUGAAGCUUAUAUGACCCCGACCAUGUUAUAUAACUUGUAUCGUAAAUUAAUAAUGAAAUAA